Molecule: messenger RNA, 600 nt
Organism: Neltuma alba
Lineage: Eukaryota; Viridiplantae; Streptophyta; Magnoliopsida; Fabales; Fabaceae
Exons: 2
Coding region: 22-336 (104 amino acids)
Source: RefSeq, a predicted model, not a curated record
CUCUGAGGAGGCCCGCUAUAUAUGUGUGCCGCAAAAUCAAUUAUAGCAACCCAAAUUCUCUUUCUCCCUCUCUUUUCUUUCCGUUUUUCCUGCGAGAAUAUCAAGAUCAAGUAUCUCAACACAAUGAAGCUCUCUGGCCUCCUCGCGGCCUCGGUUGCCGCAGCCUCCGCCACCGUCGUCUCUGUUUCGGCGACCGCGAAGGUUACUUAUCAGGAUGGUUUGGUUGGGAAGGGCCUCAAGGAAUCGUCGUCGGUCAGGUCAUGUUCCGGUAACAAAUUCGCGCCGAGAUUUGACGGUUUGCGAUUUAUUGAGACGUUGGUCACUGCCCACAGAUGAAUCAAAAGCUUCUGAUUAUUUUAUUUCUCUCGCCUUUUUGUUAUCCUCUCUCCGUGGUUUUGGCCUGGAGCUGUCUGCAGAAUUUAUUCUUGGGCAAAGAGUUCAACUCUUCCAGUUUUCCCAGUAUGAUUUCUAGAGUGAGAAGAGAGAAAUUGUAAUAUUACGGAAUAUAAGAAAAUGAAAAUGAGAAAAUGUUUCUGGUUACUUUGUCUGCAGGAUUUUGAUCUCCUUUUUAUCUCAGUAUAAUCAAUCCUUGUUGGUUUU